Erinaceus europaeus (western European hedgehog) is the source of this 1648-nucleotide messenger RNA. RefSeq names its product adaptor related protein complex 1 subunit mu 2 (gene AP1M2). Bases 108 to 1538 code for a protein of 476 amino acids. Lineage: Eukaryota; Metazoa; Chordata; Mammalia; Eulipotyphla; Erinaceidae. The transcript has 12 exons. Gene Ontology annotation, molecular function: clathrin-cargo adaptor activity. Gene Ontology annotation, biological process: vesicle-mediated transport; intracellular protein transport. Gene Ontology annotation, cellular component: clathrin adaptor complex; clathrin-coated vesicle. The record is from RefSeq and is a predicted model, not a curated record.
CCCUCGAGGCGCGCGCUCACCUGGCCGCUCACCUGUGCGCGCGCUUCCGCAGGAAGGAGGAAGCCGCGCCGCUGUCGCCUCCCAGGUCCCCGCCGCCACCAGCCACCAUGUCGGCCUCUGCCGUCUUCAUCCUCGACGUGAAGGGCAAGCCCCUCAUCAGCCGCAACUACAAGGGCGACAUCCCCAUGGGCGAGAUCGACUACUUCAUGCCGCUGCUCGUGCAGCACGAGGAGGAGGGCGCCCUGGCCCCGCUGCUCAGCCACGGCCGCGUCCACUUUCUGUGGAUCAAACACAGCAACCUCUACCUGGUGGCCACAACGCUGAAGAAUGCCAACGCCUCCCUGGUGUACUCCUUUCUCUACAAGACCGUGGAGGUGUUCUCCGAAUACUUCAAGGAGCUGGAAGAGGAGAGUAUCCGAGACAAUUUUGUCAUCAUCUACGAGCUGUUGGACGAGCUCAUGGACUUUGGCUUCCCCCAGACCACCGACAGCAAGAUCCUGCAGGAGUACAUCACCCAGCAAGGCAACAAGCUGGAGACAGGGAAGUCGCGCGUCCCCCCGACGGUCACCAACGCUGUGUCCUGGCGCUCCGAGGGCAUCAAAUACAAAAAGAACGAGGUCUUCAUCGACGUCAUCGAAUCCGUCAACCUGCUGGUCAAUGCCAACGGCAGCGUCUUGCUGAGCGAGAUCGUGGGCACCAUCAAACUCAAGGUGUUCCUCUCUGGGAUGCCCGAGCUGCGGCUGGGCCUCAAUGACCGGGUGCUGUUUGAGCUCACUGGCCUUUCAGGCAGCAAGAAUAAGUCGGUGGAGCUGGAGGACGUCAAGUUCCACCAGUGCGUGAGGCUUUCCCGCUUCGACAACGACCGUACCAUCUCCUUCAUCCCACCCGAUGGUGACUUUGAGCUCAUGUCCUACCGGCUCAGCACCCAGGUCAAGCCCCUGAUCUGGAUUGAAUCAGUCAUCGAGAAGUUCUCACACAGCCGCGUGGAGAUCAUGGUCAAGGCCAAGGGACAGUUUAAAAAGCAGUCGGUGGCCAACGGCGUGGAGAUCUCGGUGCCCGUCCCCAGUGAUGCCGACUCCCCGCGCUUCAAGACCAGCGUGGGCAGCGCCAAGUACGUGCCCGAGAAGAACGUGGUGGUUUGGAGUAUCAAGUCUUUCCCGGGUGGGAAGGAAUAUCUAAUGAGAGCCCACUUUGGGCUCCCCAGCGUGGAGAAGGAAGAGGUGGAGGGCCGGCCCCCCAUUGGGGUGAAGUUUGAGAUCCCCUAUUUCACCGUCUCUGGGAUCCAGGUCAGGUACAUGAAGAUCAUUGAGAAGAGCGGCUACCAGGCCCUUCCCUGGGUCCGUUACAUCACCCAAAGUGGCGGCUCUCCCCCUCCCCUAGGCCCUGACUGCACAUGGCGUGAAGAUGGGGCUGGGGGAAGAGGGCAGACUUCUGACUCCCUCCCUUCCCAGCCUGCCCUCCCACCCCCGUUUUCAAUUUUGUAUGAAGAACCAGGAGGAGACGACCCCCCUCCUUCCACGAGUGCCUUAUUGUAUUGACCUGCCUUAAGGGUUGUUGUGGGGCUCUUCCUUUAUAGCUGCUGAUCCCAUGGGGGUCCCCCCCCCCGUUUCCUCUGGAGUUUUAGGGUGAUAUUAAAGUGAUGAAUCUA